Messenger RNA from Coffea arabica (coffee), 1359 nucleotides. RefSeq lists its product as uncharacterized. The record is from RefSeq and is a predicted model, not a curated record. Lineage: Eukaryota; Viridiplantae; Streptophyta; Magnoliopsida; Gentianales; Rubiaceae.
GUGGCCGUUGCAUUUGCUCUUUCAUGGCUUCCACUCUUCCCUUCCCUCCAAUUUCCUGCAAAAUUUUCCCCAACCAAUCUCAAAAUUUCCCAGUUUUACCUCUUCAUCUCCCCUAUUCUUCAUCUGUGCAUAGCCUUUUCAGACUUAAAUCAUCAGCGAGCUCGUCUAGAAAAGUAUCCUCAUCAUCAUCAUCACCAUCAACGUCAUCAGUAUCCUCAGUUUCUGAUACUCUUGUGGCAGAAGAUGUUCUUCAAUCUCCGACUCCAGAAUCAAUCGAAGAUUCCCAGAAGAACCCUUCUUCCAAGCUUGUUCUUGUAGCCGGUGGCUCUGGUGGCGUUGGGCAGUUGGUUGUGGCAUCCUUACUUGGCCGGAACAUAAAAGCACGCCUUAUUCUUCGAGAUCCUGAGAAGGCAACUUCUCUAUUUGGUAAACAAGAUGAGGCAAAAUUGCAGAUUGUCAGAGGUGACACAAGGAAUCCACAGGAUCUAGAUCCUGCAAUAUUUGAGGGUAUUACACAUGUCAUUUGCUGCACAGGUACAACAGCCUUUCCAUCAAGGCGCUGGGAUGGAGACAAUACUCCAGAAAGAGUAGAUUGGGAAGGUGUGAGAAAUCUUGUUUCAGCAUUGCCUCCGUCAGUGAAAAGGAUUAUUCUUGUUUCAUCAAUUGGAGUCACUAAAUGUAAUGAACUUCCUUGGAGCAUUAUGAACCUUUUUGGUGUCUUGAAGUACAAGAAAAUGGGGGAGGACUUUGUUCGGAACUCUGGUCUUCCAUUCACAAUAAUCAGAGCUGGCCGAUUGACAGAUGGACCAUACACAUCAUAUGAUCUCAAUACUUUACUCCAAGCUACUGCUGGGGAGCGACGUGCUGUGCUUUUAGGUCAAGGUGAUAAACUUGUUGGGGAGGUCAGCAGGCUUGUGGUUGCUGAAGCUUGUUUACAGGCAUUGGACAUAGAUUUAACAGAAGGUCAAAUAUAUGAAAUCAAUUCAAUCAAGGGCGAAGGACCGCGAAGCGAUAGAGAAAAGUGGCUGGAGUUGUUUAAAUCCGCCCAUACCCAAAGUUUGCAAAAACAGAGCUGACCCUAUUUGAGUACAUACCAGGACACAUACUACUGUAAUUAGAAAUAUAUACCCUAGGAAGUGCCCAUAUAUGUGAAUAUAUGCAUACUCAGUGUGAUGAGCUUUGUAUAUCUGCUUGAGAAUUAAAGAUGUUCAUUGCCUUGUCCAUCUUUGGAAUUAGCAUCAACUUGUCUGGUUGAAAGAAUCUAAUAUGAUCUACAAUUUUCAGAGGAUUUUUGCGUGAUUAUGUUAACAUGGGCAUUGCCUAAUCUUUAAUGCAAAUCUGCAUGAUAUUAUGUGACCA